Molecule: messenger RNA, 2325 nt
Organism: Dimorphilus gyrociliatus
Lineage: Eukaryota; Metazoa; Annelida; Polychaeta; Dinophilidae
Source: the annotation of a GenBank genome assembly
AUAAUCGACCAAAAAAGUGCGUAGGCUCUGUUACAAUUGCUUUUAAUUGAAAAUUUAAUUAAUUCAUUCGAUAGUUCAAAAUUAAUCUUUUCAGUAAAUCAUUCUGAUAUUUCAUCUUCUCAUCUUCGAAAGUAUCUACAAUCAAUUAAGCCUAUAUUCUUCUUUUAUUAUUAAAAUAUCCCUAAAGUUUCGAGUCUCGUUCCCUUUCCCUCUCUUCUUUACAGUGUUACUUUUCACUUAGCUAAUUAGACAUAUCACCAGUUCGAUUUGUGGAAUGAUCGUUUGAUGGAGGGAAAGAUCUCAUAUCUAGUUCUCUAUCUUAACUAUUUGGCUAAAGGGAACAAUGGAAAUUACUACGAAUACGGUUAUGAUAAUCCCACUAGAGAACUAACUAAUCCGUCUAUAGGUUUAGAACGAAUUAAAGUGUACGAGAAUAUUGUCAGUGUUGCUCCUAUGGUCUACGCCUUCCUAGAUAACGUAUACAAUCUUGACGACAUGUCGCAAAAGGGUUUUAUAAUUACGUUGGAUUAUUCAAAGGAUAUAAUUGAAAAUAUUUACGCCUCUUCUUUCUUAUGCGGUCAAGAUAAGGAUUUUGACGAAUUCAACGCCGUCAUGCUUACUUGUAAUGGUGGUGAUUAUAUUAAUGAAUAUAUUUCAACAAUAGCCUGUGCUGAAUGGAAAACGUGUAAAUUCACCUAUAACAAUGAUGGUUUCCUGGAUGAGUAUAUUGCCGAUAGUACGGAUUCUCUUCAUCAAUAUAAUCGUCUAUAUCUACGAUUUAAUAAGACUUCCUACGUCGUCUGCCACCGAGAGAGGACAUUGUACGUCGACUGUAGAAACUAUUAUCGUAUGAAAUUGGGAGAGUACGUUGGAAAAUUUGCCAAUAAAUUCAUCUACUGGGAGAAUAUACGUAAGGGAAUAUUCUCCAAAAAUUCAUCCCAAACAACCUGCUAUCCAGUAUUUUGCAGUAAAAAUAAAGAGGACGAUUUUACCGCUCUGAGUUUACAUUCCGGUGGGUCAAUUGCCGAUCCGGGUACAGAAGUAUUUGGAUUAUUAAAAAGCUAUGAGGAUGGGAAAUCUUUUAUUCCAGUUUACACAACCAAAGCAACUCCUCAACAGCUUGAAGCGUAUUCUCAUUUAGUCUGUUUGUAUUUCAAUCGCACUAUAACGUCGAUUAGCCGAAAUCAAUUUCAUGAAGGACUACGACACAUAUUUAGGAAUUUCGUAUCUUCCGCUUUCAAUCACAGUUCAACAGUUCUGCUUAUCAACUGUCGGACAAACGCUCAACAAUUGUCCGAUUGCAACUUUAAAACUGAACGUGCCUUUCUUAUUUUCUCAAACGAUGUCCGUGUACUCAUUAAUAAAUGCGGAGAAAAGUUAACCCCUUUACCAGACUAUCAAUUUCGGUUGGAGAAUGUCGACUUGUGGGUCAAUCAACAAUAUAUACGGUAUACUCCCAACAAUAGUUCUUACUUUGGACGCUUACAAGUUUCUUUUCGAAACGAUUGGUUCUACGUGUCCAACUGGCGAUUUGGACAAGCGGAAUCUCGACUUAUUUGCAAGGAAUUUGGUUAUAACUUUUCCCAGUUGUUUGAUCCUGCAUACGUUGAAUAUCAUCCUAGAAAGGUAUUGCUAAGUCUCGAUUGUAAAUCUUCUCAAACAUUAAAGGAUUGCCGAAUGGAUAAUACCGGUAUGCAUUUAUAUAAUAUACCAACCUCUCAUGUCAUUAUGGAAUGCUUAAAGAAUACGAAAACAGAUUGUCCUACAAUCUUCAAUAAUCGAACAAAAGUUCACUUGUAUCGAGUUUUUCAGGAAUGUUUCUAUCAUAUUCAUCCCGCUAAAAAAGUCUCGUGGAAAGAGGUGAAAGAAGAAUGUGAUUCUCUCGGAUUAGAUUUGCUCGGAGUCGGUGCCAGAUUUCACAACAUUCACUUCCUAUUCAGUAUUUUUCCACGUUUAUUGGAUAUUGCAGUAGGUAAAUUGGAAAAAGUUGGUCCAAAUUUCUCUUUGGUGAUGAAUGGUAGAGAGAGAGUUUGCGACGAAUUGACUAUGUUCACUUGUCUAGAUGAACCAUCCUGCAUUCACAUUAAUUAUAAAUGCGAUGGUUUUCAAGAUUGUUUGAACGGAGCUGACGAAUUGAAUUGUUCAGAAAGUCGUCUAUUUCAAUGCGACGAUAAUACUUUAAUUAGCUAUCUUUUGGUUUGCGAUGCAAUUAAAGACUGUUCUAAUGGAUUGGAUGAGAAUUUAUGUGAAAACGGAAGAGAAGAAGAGAGAGUCGUCGUCGGAGGAGGAGGAAGAGAAAGUGAAUUGUUCAUUAGAUAUGAAUGA